This is a messenger RNA of Salvelinus fontinalis (brook trout), 12537 nucleotides long. RefSeq names its product phosphatidylinositol-4-phosphate 3-kinase catalytic subunit type 2 gamma (gene pik3c2g). Gene Ontology annotation, cellular component: cytoplasm; plasma membrane; phosphatidylinositol 3-kinase complex. Bases 310 to 4473 code for a protein of 1387 amino acids. The record is from RefSeq and is a predicted model, not a curated record. Gene Ontology annotation, molecular function: 1-phosphatidylinositol-4-phosphate 3-kinase activity; 1-phosphatidylinositol-3-kinase activity; phosphatidylinositol binding. The transcript has 34 exons. Gene Ontology annotation, biological process: cell migration; phosphatidylinositol 3-kinase/protein kinase B signal transduction; phosphatidylinositol-mediated signaling. Lineage: Eukaryota; Metazoa; Chordata; Actinopteri; Salmoniformes; Salmonidae.
ACACUUCACGUCCAUUACGCGCGACCCGUGAAGACAAGCUCUUUGUCGAGGAGAGCGCGCAUUCGAGCACUUUGUUUAUUACCGGCGACGCCACUGCCACGGUGGAGAGCUAUGAUUAGCAUAGCCGGGGUAACCGAUCCAGAAACAAUUCUAUACUUUGAUAGUAGUUUGACUUGUUAAUUGACGCAUAGUCGUCUACGGUACGCAUACGCAUACCUUCAUACCUUCGCCCUGACAGGAAGCCUACUGUGCUGUGACAAUGUCGGAGUUCUGACGAGACAAGAAGACAACUUUUUCCCAGCGUGCCUCAUGGAACGAUACCAGGAAGACUUAGCUGAUCUGGACCCUGUCUUUCUAGAGGAGGAGGAAUGGGAUCUGUACAACUCCCUCUCGGCCCUGUCCCUGCCCAGCCCCCAGACCCAACCCCGCUCCCCUCUCUGGUCCCAGGGCGGAGGCAAUGGGGGCUACAAUGACCCUAACACCCAGGGGGUGGGGGGAGGGGUCCCCAACCCAAACUCCUACAUGAGAUUCAGGACCCAGGAGACAGAGGUCCCCAUGAGAGGAGCAGCCCCCCUUCCGCCUCCAGUACCCCCCCGGAGGAGAACCACCAGGGCUGCUCUGCUGACUAAUGCUCAGAAGAGGUUCUCCUGCGACCUGACAGUACCCGCUAUCAGACUGAACCGCUUUAAUACAGCCAGAGAAAGUCAUCUGGACACCUGGAACAUCAAACUGAUAGACACGCCACAAGGAAGCACCAAACAGCUGGCUUCUCUCUGCAUGUUGACGUCCAAACUGGUGUCUAGGUACCCCCACACUGACCAGGUGUCUAACUCAGGGGUGGUGUGGGGGCGUGUGUCACCUAUCCACCCCUCCUUGCUGCAGGAGACUGAGAUCACCGUCAAUGUGUCCACUCCCUGGGUUCUUCACCAAUUACCCAUUCCCACCAUGUUGAACAAGACAGUCCAGACCCUGAUAGAUGAGAUCUUGCUGCUCCUGGAACAGACUAACCCAAGAGACAGUGGAUACUACCUCCUGAAGCUGUGUGAUUCUGAGGAGUACCUCAGGAAUGAGGAGAUGCUGGGUAUGCACGGGAGCAUCCAGGACUAUCAUAAGUGUUCCCUGGAAGUCCGUCUCAGAUUACUACAGGUUAACACACUACAGAACCUGUUGGCAAGGGACGUUGAGGAUGACAGAGCUCCAUGUCACCUGUACCGGCUCCUUGGCUCUGCUUGUGUCUUCAACACAUCAAGGUUAAGCCUCCAGGAGAAGCUGAGUUGCUAUAACAAGGAGGUUAACAAACUGAUGAGGAGCAAGUGUGGAAGCAAUCUUAACCUACUAGUGGAUGAGGUCCGUACCAUCAUCAACCUGCUGUGUGGGAUCUCUACUGGAGAGCUGGAAGAGGCUAUCGGCAUGCUACGGAGGAUUAAACCUGUAGCACUGGACCAUUUGGAAAUGUACGAGUGUGAGACCUCGAUCGUGAUGCUCCACCAGGCCCUGGGCAAACUGCUGCACGUUUUCUUUGACAACUUCGGCUCAGACUUCAGGGGCCAGGAUGUGUACCACAACCCUCCUGUCUGUGACGUAGACCACAGCUCCGACAUCCUCCAGCUCAACGUCGCAGCGCUCUACAGGCUACAGCCCAACUGGUUAAACAGUUUUAAUUACUUCUCCAUUUCCUGUUCGCUGACGUACGGAGGGAAAGAUAUCUGUGAGACGGGCGUCUCCGAGAACAUCAGCACAGCCUUGUCGCUUGGCAACAAGAUUCAGUGUCACCGCAUGAUGGUGUUCCCAAAACAGAUCAAACAGCUACCCUAUGAGUCCAUGUUGACUAUACGUCUCCAGGGGACGAAACAGGGCAAGUCUCCUGAACUGUUACGCUGGGCCGUCCUGCCUCUAUACAGUAACAGGACCCUGGUGAGUGGUACUGUCCUGCUCAGCAUGUCUAUGCUGGUGGAGCUGUCUGAGCCUCCCUCUCCUGCCCUGUCAGACAGCCACAGCAAAGCUACUGGCGUCAUCCUGCAGUUGGAGUUCCCGGAGACAGCUGAGUGGAGGUAUGAAAGGCCCAUCUCCUUACCAGGGUCUGUCCUGAUCAGUCCUCCGUGCGAUGAGCUACACAAGAAGAUAUCAGAGGUCUCCCAGAAACACUGCCUCUGCUUUUUGUCGGAGAAUGAGAGGGCAUUACUGUGGAGUAAGAGACACUGCUGUGAUGGGAGUACCACCUUCCUGCACCUGCUGCUGGGUGGCGCCCCCCAGUGGGCUCCAGAGAACCUGACUGAGAUCUACACCAUACUAGAACACUGGACAAUAUACCAACCUGAGGAAGCACUGUUUCUACUGUCUAACAAUUUCCAUGACCAGACGGUGCGUAGAAAAGCUGUGCAGCACUUUGAGCAGACUUCUGAUAGAGAAUUAGAGGAAUAUCUACCUCAACUGGUACAGGCUCUGAAGAGUGAGUGGGAGUUGAAUGGACCUCUGGUGAUGCUCCUGUUGGACAGGUCACUGAAGAGUAUCAGGAUAGCCCAGCAGCUCUACUGGCUGUUGGUAGAUGCCCAGGGUGACACCCAUUACCAGAGCUGGUUCAGUAAGGUGCAGGCUGCCCUGAAACACUGCUGUGGUAAAGCACUGAGGCAGGAGCUGGAAGAUGAAACCCGCCUGGUAACCCUGCUCACGCAGGUGGCCGAGAGCGUCCGUAUAGCUGACAAAAACCGCAGGAAGGAUGUGUUGAAGAGAGAGAAGUGGAAGAUUGAAGGCUUCUUCAAGAACGGGAUCAGCUGUCGUCUACCGUUGGACCCUGCUGUCCUCGUGAAGGGAGUUCAUUUGGAUGCCUGUAAAUUCUAUAACUCCCACGCUGCUCCUCUGGGAAUCUCCUUCAUCAACACAGAUCCUCUGGGCAGGAAAAUCUCUGUCAUCUGCAAGACAGGGGAUAACCUGCGGCAGGACAUGCUGGUGCUGCAGAUAGUUCGUGUGAUGGACAAGGUGUGGCUGCAGGAGGGACUGGACAUGAGGAUGAUCACUUAUAGGUGUCUCUCUACUGGGCGAGACCAGGGUCUGGUGGAGGUGGUUCCAGAGGCAGUGACCCUGGGUCAGAUCCAGCAGGAGUGGGGUCUGGGUGGGGCGCUGAGAGAGGACACCCUGGAGAAAUGGUUCCACAUGUGGAACAAGACUGAGGAGGAUUAUGAGGAGGCUGUGAUGAAUUUCCUCCACUCCUGUGCUGGCUGGUGUGUAGCGACCUUCAUCCUGGGUAUCUGUGACCGCCACAACGACAACAUCAUGUUGAAACACAGCGGUCACAUGUUCCACAUCGACUUCGGCAAGAUUAUGGGCAAUGCACAGAAGUUCGCCAGCAUCAAAAGGGACCGGACUCCAUUCGUCUUCACCUCAGAGAUGCAGCACUUCAUCACCGGCGGGGGUCAGAAACCCCAGAGGUUUCAUCGCUUCGUAGAGCUCUGCUGUGAAGCCUACAACACCAUCCGACGACGCACCGCCCUGGUGCUCAGCCUACUGCAGCUGAUGCUGGGUGCAGGCAUGCCGGAGCUGAACGACAUCCAGGACCUGCUGUAUGUUCAGAACAACCUGAAACCUCAGGACUCUGAGAUGGAGGCUACGUCCUACUUUACCAAGAAGAUCAAGGAGAGCAUGGGCAGUUUCCCGGUCAAGCUCAACUUCCUGAUCCACACCAUGGUCCAGUCCUCUGGGAAGAAGCUGGCGCCACCCAGCCCUUCUCAGAACACCUCCCCCAACAGCAACAUCCAGGAAGCUGUCAUACAGAAGUACACCGUGAAGGGCAAGGAUGUGACUUAUGAGUUGAGGGUGACCAUCGAGGACGGCUUUCUGAUCAGUGAGAAGACGUUUGGCCAGUUUGGGCUGAUACACAAAGAGCUGAAGAAACAUUUCAUAGAGUCUACGCUCCCACAAUUCCCCAAAUGGUUCAAGAUGUCGUUCACUCCAGGCAGAAAAAUGUCCCUGCUGAAUAAGUAUCUGAAGGAACUGUUCGAAGGACCAUGUAAAGGCAAUGAGUACGUAUGCCGUUUGUUUCUGGAUGGACCCAAGACCAGGACUCCCAACUCUGUGAAAUCAGACAGAGACGGUGGACCCCAGAUUCAACUCUACAUUUCCUACAACGACCACAAGCUCUCUGUCCUGGUCAAACACCUCAAGAACAUUAGGUUGGCCAAUGGUUCAUGUCCAGAUGCCUAUGUGGUCACCAGGCUGAAGCCAGACCCCCUCAAAAGAUCCAAGAGGAAGACCAAGGUGGUCCGCAACAACCACAACCCUACCUUCAAUGAACUGAUAGAGUACCGUGACAUGUCGUCCGUGCAAGACCGCGAGUUAGAGGUGACCGUGAAGAGCAGGAAGGUCUUUGUGGCCUCAACCAACGUCAGACUGGAAGAGAACAACAUGGACACAGAGGAGUGGUUCCUACUGGACAAUCGGGUGCCUGGGGCCUUUUCAUUAGGGCGCAUCGUAGCAUAACUUUUUACAACGUUGCACAGUGGUUCCUACUGGGAAAUCUGAUGCCUAGUGCGGAAACCGAAGAUGAGCAUUUCUUAUUGGACACAAUCCAAGUAGCACUGUCCCUCCCUGUUUCACUCCGUUUGAAAACGUUUGGAAAAACAAAAAGAAGUGUCUUUCAUUGGGCAAGAACAGGUAGUACCUCAUUCCGUUUCGAAAUGUUUUCUCCCUACUGAACACCAUUCUGGAGAGGUGAUGUGAUGCCAGCCUGCCACCACUAGAUGGCAGUGCUAUACAGGAACUUCCAUGGAGCAUUUGUUACACUUAAAACUUGUCUGUUCUAUUGGCACUGAUCUGGGAUCUGUUUAACAAUCCUCAUCUAAUCCAGAACUCUACCAUGAGAGAGGGAAGUAAAAACUCAACCCUAGAUCAGCAUCUAAGGAUAAUUCUACAACGGGUUGGUCAAAACAAGCAUUGUGAUUGGUUGAGACGUGUUCUAAGCCAUUCUAAGAAACCUGUUUAGCACAGGUACAUCUACGAUGCAAAAAAAACGGCCAUUUUGUUUUCUGUUUAAUCUGAGAAAUCUUUGAGCAUCCAGUGUCCCAUCAGCCCAGCGAAGCCAAUUCAUUAACAUGAUGUCCACUGUAAAACACACCUAGACAUGAUGUCACCUUCCAGCCUAACAUUUGGUUUGUAUAAACAUCGCUGUCUGUCUCUCGACAUAUGCAACAUUGUUUCCAGUAUUGAAGUUCGAUCUCUACUGUCCUAUUGAGAAUUAACGCGUCAGGACGAGACGGACAUCUUUUCUCAGCCAGUCGAAAUCAUGAAUCGGCAUCUUUUUUUUAUGGAUAUACAAAGAAAUGUCAAUAGAACAACAGGUCAAACGACUUGAAAUGCAGCUAGUUUUCUGUCUUACCAGCAUUUUUCUGUGUAAAUAUCCAUAUAAACAUUUAGCUGAUUCAUGACUGGCUGAGAUAAGAUCGGGUUCGGUUCUCAGUCGUGCAGUCUUUUGUUCUAUGGACGCGACCCAGUCGUUAGUUCUAAAUAUUCCGUUGCCAUGCUGGCCGGCAAAUUAAUGUCAAUAGAAAAAUAGGUCAAACGACUUGAAAUGCAGCUAGUUUUGCUGUUUUACCAGCUUGAGUUUGAAGUGAUUGCGUUAGCUUCGUAGUUGGCUAGCUCCUCUGAACAGUUUCCCGACGAGAGACAGCAAAUGUUGUAUGCCAGACGAAAUCGCGCAUCAUUAGCUCAUCGUUAUGGAUGUACCCAAAAUAGCUUAAACAAACACAGCUCCUUUGCUUUUAUUCUAGCUGCACUGUUUGACCUGAUUGUGCUAGCCGUAGUUGGCUAGCUAGCAAGCGAGGGGUAAGAGCGUUGCUAGCCACCAUGGCGACGAAACAUUUAGAACGAACAACUUGGUCGCGUCCAUAGAUGUAGAACAAAAAUACUUAACGACUGGGUCACGUCUCUGGCAACCGAAAAAAUAGAAUGAACGGACAGCCAGCAAGCUGCCGUAGCAACCAUAGAUGUGUUGUUGUCCUUUAUAUAGACGAGUCAAUGUCCUGCUCCUUCAUAUAGACGAGUCAACGUCCUGCUCCUUUAUAUAGACGAGUCGACGUCCUGCUCCUUCAUAUAGACGAGUCAACAUCCUGCUCCUUCAUAUAGACGAGUCAAUGUCCUGCUCCUUUAUAUAGACGAGUCAACGUCCUGCUCCUUCAUAUAGACCAGUCAACGUCCUGCUCCUUUAUAUAGACGAGUCAACGUCCUGCUCCUUUAUAUAGACGAGUCAACGUCCUGCUCCUUUAUAUAGACGAGUCAACGUCCUGCUCCUUUAUAUAGACGAGUCAACGUCCUGCUCCUUUAUAUAGACGAGUCAACGUCCUGCUCCUUUAUAUAGACGAGUCAACGUCCUGCUCCUUCAUAUAGACGAGUCAAUGUCCUGCUCCUUUAUAUAGACGAGUCAAUGUCCUGCUCCUUCAUAUAGACGAGUCAAUGUCCUGCUCCUUCAUAUAGACGAGUCAAUGUCCUGCUCCUUUAUAUAGACGAGUCGACAUCCUGCUCCUUCAUAUAGACGAGUCGACAUCCUACUCCUUCAUAUAGACGAGUCAACAUCCUGCUCCUUCAUAUAGACGAGUCAAUGUCCUGCUCCUUCAUAUAGACGAGUCAAUGUCCUGCUCCUUCAUAUAGACGAGUCAAUGUCCUGCUCCUUCAUAUAGACGAGUCAAUGUCCUGCUCCUUCAUAUAGACGAGUCAAUGUCCUGCUCCUUCAUAUAGACGAGUCAAUGUCCUGCUCCUUCAUAUAGACGAGUCAAUGUCCUGCUCCUUCAUAUAGACGAGUCAAUGUCCUGCUCCUUUAUAUAGACGAGUCAAUGUCCUGCUCCUUUAUAUAGACGAGUCAACGUCCUGCUCCUUCAAAUAGACGAGUCAACGUCCUGCUCCUUCAUAUAGACGAGUCAACGUCCUGCUCCUUUAUAUAGACGAGUCAACGUCCUGCUCCUUGAUAUAGACGAGUCAACGUCCUGCUCCUUCAUAUAGACGAGUCAACGUCCUGCUCCUUCAUAUAGACGAGUCGACGUCCUGCUCCUUUAUAUAGACGAGUCGACGUCCUGCUCCUUUAUAUAGACGAGUCGACGUCCUGCUCCUUUAUAUAGACGAGUCGACAUCCUGCUCCUUUAUAUAGACGAGUCGACAUCCUGCUCCUUCAUAUAGACGAGUCGACAUCCUGCUCCUUCAUAUAGACGAGUCGACAUCCUGCUCCUUCAUAUAGACGAGUCGACAUCCUGCUCCUUCAUAUAGACGAGUCGACGUCCUGCUCCUUUAUAUAGACGAGUCCACGUCCUGUUCCUUUAUAUAGACGAGUCAACAUCCUGCUCCUUCAUAUAGACGAGUCAACAUCCUGCUCCUUUAUAUAGACGAGUCAACAUCCUGCUCCUUCAUAUAGACGAGUCGACAUCCUGCUCCUUCAUAUAGACGAGUCGACAUCCUGCUCCUUCAUAUAGACGAGUCGACAUCCUGCUCCUUCAUAUAGACGAGUCGACGUCCUGCUCCUUUAUAUAGACGAGUCCACGUCCUGUUCCUUUAUAUAGACGAGUCAACAUCCUGCUCCUUCAUAUAGACGAGUCAACAUCCUGCUCCUUUAUAUAGACGAGUCAACAUCCUGCUCCUUUAUAUAGACGAGUCAACAUCCAGCUCCUUCAUAUAGACGAGUCAACAUCCUGCUCCUUUAUAUAGACGAGUCAACAUCCUGCUCCUUCAUAUAGACGAGUCAAAAAUGUUACAAGGGACUAGGGCUAGCAGGGACUCUAGUCUGAUUCUGGACACUAGAUUUAGAAUAUAUUCUCUACACUGUAUCUUCCUUGUCUUUUUAUAUCUCAAUGUGAACAAAAUGAAGGAAAUGUAUGUUUUGAAAAUGUGUAAUUAAUUGUAACCAUUAUUUAACUCAUAAUUGACUAUUUGUUAUGUGUGUAGAUCAUUUGUUGUAAAAUGUAAUAUUGUUUAUACUGUGAUUCCUAUCUCGUCUUAAUGGACUGAUUGUGUUAGUACAGUGAUAGAUGAGAGCGUGUGGCUGGCUCCAUCCCUCCCUCCCAUCUCCAGCCUUAGUCAGUCACACUCCCCUCCAUCCAGCCUUCCCUCCCAUCCCCAGCUCAGCCCUAGUCCCAUCCCCAGCUCAGCCCUAGUCUCAUCCCCAGCUCAGCUCUAGUCCCAUCCCCAGCCCUAGUCCCAUCCCCAGCUCAGCCCUAGUCCCAUCCCCAGCUCAGCCCUAGUCCCAUCCCCAGCUCAGCCCUAGUCCGAUCCCCAGCUCAGCCCUAGUCUCAUCCCCAGCUCAGCUCUAGUCCCAUCCCCAGCUCAGCCCUAGCCCCAGCUCAGCCCUAGUCACAUCCCCAGCUCAGCCCUAGCCCCAGCUCAGCCCUAGUCCCAUCCUCAGCUCAGCCCUAGUCCCAUCCCCAGCUCAGCCCUAGCCCCAGCUCAGCCCUAGUCCCAUCCCCAGCUCAGUCUUAGUCCCAUCCCCAGCUCAGUCUUAGUCCCAUCCCCAGCUCAGCCCUAGUCCCAUCCUCAGCCCUAGUCCCAUCCUCAGCUCAGCCCUAGUCCCAUCCUCAGCUCAGCCCUAGUCCCAUCCUCAGCCCUAGUCCCAUUCUCAGCUCAGCCCUAGUCCCAUCCCCAGCUCAGCCCUAGUCCCAUCCCCAGCUCAGCCCUAGUCCCAUUCUCAGCUCAGCCCUAGUCCCAUCCCCAGCUCAGCCCUAGUCCCAUCCCCAGCUCAGGUCCUAGUCUCAUCCCCAGCGCAGCCCUAGUCCCAUCCCCAGCUCAGGUCCUAGUCUCAUCCCCAGCGCAGCCCUAGUCCCAUCCCCAGCUCAGCUCUAGUCCCAUCCCCAGCUCAGCCCUAGCCCCAGCUCAGCCCUAGUCACAUCCCCAGCUCAGCCCUAGCCCCAGCUCAGCCCUAGUCCCAUCCUCAGCUCAGCCCUAGUCCCAUCCCCAGCUCAGCCCUAGCCCCAGCUCAGCCCUAGUCCCAUCCCCAGCUCAGCCCUAGUCCCAUCCCCAGCUCAGCCCUAGUCCCAUCCCCAGCUCAGCCCUAGUCCCAUCCCCAGCUCAGUCCUAGUCCCAUUCUCAGCUCAGCCCUAGUCCCAUCCUCAGCUCAGCCCUAGUCCCAUCCUCAGCUCAGCCCUAGUCCCAUUUUCAGCUCAGCCCUAGUCCCAUUUUCAGCUCAGCCCUAGUCCCAUUUUCAGCUCAGCCCUAGUCCCAUUUUCAGCUCAGCCCUAGUCCCAUUUUCAGCUCAGCCCUAAUCCCAUUUUCAGCUCAGCCCUAAUCCCAUUUUCAGCUCAGCCCUAGUCCCAUCCCCAGCUCAGCCCUAGUCCCAUCCCCAGCUCAGCCCUAGUCCCAUCCCCAGCUCAGCCCUAGUCUCAUCCCCAGCUCAGGUCCUAGUCUCAUCCCCAGCUCAGGUCCUAGUCUCAUCCCCAGCUCAGGUCCUAGUCUCAUCCCCAGCUCAGGUCCUAGUCUCAUCCCCAGCUCAGGUCCUAGUCUCAUCCCCAGCUCAGGUCCUAGUCUCAUCCCCAGCUCAGCCCUAGUCUCAUCCCCAGCUCAGCCCUAGUCUCAUCCCCAGCUCAGCCCUAGUCUCAUCCCCAGCUCAGCCCUAGUCCCAUCCCCAGCUCAGCCCUAGCCCCAGCUCAGCCCUAGUCACAUCCCCAGCUCAGCCCUAGUCCCAGCUCAGCCCUAGUCCCAGCUCAGCCCUAGUCCCAGCUCAGCCCUAGUCCCAGCUCAGCCCUAGUCCCAUCAUCAGCUCAGCCCUAGUCCCAUCCCCAGCUCAGCCCUAGCCCCAGCUCAGCCCUAGUUCCAUCCCCAGCUCAUCCCUAGUCCUAUCCCCAGCUCAGCCCUAGUCCUAUCCCCAGCUCAGCCCUAGUCCCAUCCCCAGCUCAGCCCUAGUCCCAUUCUCAGCUCAGCCCUAGUCCCAUUCUCAGCUCAGCCCUAGUCCCAUUCUCGGCUCAGCCCUAGUCCCAUUCUCGGCCCAGCCCUAGUCCCAUCCCCAGCUCAGCUUUAGUCCCAUCCUCAGCCCUAGUCCCAUCCCCAGCUCAGCCCUAGUCCCAUCCCCAGCUCAGCCCUAGUCCCAUCCCCAGCUCAGCCCUAGCCCCAGCUCAGCCCUAGUCACAUCCCGAGCUCAGCCCUAGUCCCAGCUCAGCCCUAGUCCCAUCCUCAGCUCAGCCCUAGUCCCAUCCCCAGCUCAGCCCUAGUCCCAGCUCAGCCCUAGUCCCAUCCCCAACUCAGCCCUAGUCCCAUUCUCAGCUCAGCCCUAGUCCCAUCCCCAACUCAGCCCUAGUCCCAUCCCCAGCCCUAGUCCCAUCCCCAGCCCUAGUUCCAGCCCUAGUCCCAUCCCCAGCCCUAGUCCCAUCCCCAGCCCUAGUCCCAUCCCCAGCCCUAGUCCCAUCCCCAGCUCAGUCAUAGUCCCAGCCCAGCCCUAGUCCCAUCCUCAGCCCUAGUCCCAUCCUCAGCUCAGCCCUAGUCCCAUUCUCAGCUCAGCCCUAGUCCCAUUCUCAGCUCAGCCCUAGUCCCAUCCCCAGCUCAGCCCUAGUCCCAGCCCAGCCCUAGUUCCAGCCCUAGUCCCAGCCCUAGUCCCAUCCUCAGCUCAGCCCUAGUCCCAUCCUCAGCCCUAGUCCCAUCCUCAGCCCAGCCCAAGUCCCAUCCUCAGCCCAGCCCAAGUCCCAUCCUCAGCUCAGCCCUAGUCCCAUCCCCAGCUCAGCCCUAGUCCCAUCCUCAGCUCAGCCCUAGUCCCAUCCUCAGCUCAGCCCUAGUCCCAUCCUCAGCUCAGCCCUAGUCCCAUCCUCAGCUCAGCCCUAGUCCCAGCCCUAGUCCCAUCCCCAGCUCAGUCCUAGGCCCAGCCCUAGUCCCAUCCUCAGCUCAGCCCUAGUCCCAUCCUCAGCCCUAGUCCCAUCCUCAGCCCAGCCCAAGUCCCAUCCUCAGCUCAGCCCUAGUCCCAUCCUCAGCUCAGCCCUAGUCCCAUCCCCAGCUCAGCCCUAGUCCCAUCCUCAGCUCAGCCCUAGUCCCAUCCUCAGCUCAGCCCUAGUCCCAUCCUCAGCUCAGCCCUAGUCCCAUCCUCAGCUCAGCCCUAGUCCCAGCCCUAGUCCCAUCCCCAGCUCAGUCCUAGGCCCAGCCCUAGUACCAUCCCCAGCUCAGCCCUAGUCCCAUCCCCAGCUCAGCCCUAGUCCCAUCCCCAGCUCAGCCCUAGUACCAUCCCCAGCUCAGCCCUAGUCCCAUCCCCAGCUCAGCCCUAGUCCCAUCCCCAGCUCAGCCCUAGUCCCAUCCCCAGCUCAGCCCUAGUACCAUCCCCAGCUCAGCCCUAGUACCAUCCCCAGCUCAGCCCUAGUCCCAUCCUCAGCCCAGCCCUAGUCCCAUCCUCAGCUCAGCCCUAGUCCCAUCCCCAGCUCAGCCCUAGUCCCAUCCCAAACUCAGCCCCUAUGAAUGUAAUUAGUCUGAGGCAUGCGUAGGAAUGUAUUGAUUUGAUGCAGAGGUGGGAUGCAGGGAUCCAUCGAAGAGAUUUACCAGUCAUGUAAUCUUAAUGCCAUCAAUCACCAUUCUCCCAGGAGGCUACUGACCUGGGCUACUUGCUCUGCACUGCACUGAGUCAUUCAUAGGGACUGAGUCCCAAAUGGGACAAUAUUCCCUAUAUAAUGCACUACUUUUGACCAGGGCCACAUGGUCCACUAGGGACUCAUAGAGGGAGUUAUUGAGGGUAGGGAUGAGAAUAGACUACAUUGUAUACUAUAUUGGUUUCAAUAAUAUAAACGUCUUAUGAAAUGUUAUUUAUAUUCCCCACAGGCCCCCGGGGCCUUUCUCAAGGGUUUGGUCUUUUAACUUUUAAACUGUGGCGGCUGCUGCUAGCCCUUUUGAAUGUUUUGUUUUAUGUGUUAUUUUUAUCUUAACUCUGAGACAAUCACAUUGGUCUUAAGAGAAUCUUUUUAGUCCCGGGACGAUUCCAUUGUUAGAGCUGUGGCACAUUGAUUGGUUCCUUGUAAAGUAUUGUAAGUCAUGAACGUUUUGAAUGUUUUUGUUACGAGGUUUUCCAUCAUUGUAAGCGGUUGAUUGUCAUAUCUGUAAUAGAUUAUUCUACGUUAUUCUCCAUCCAGCCUUCCCUCCCUUCCAUCCAGCCUUCCCUCCCACCCGUCCCCAGCCUUAGUCAGUCCCAGUCCCAUUCAGCCUUCCCUCCCAGCCUUAGUCAGUCCCAUCCAGCCUCCCCUCCCAGCCUUAGUCAGUCCCAUUCAGCCUUCCCUCCCAGCCUUAGUCAGUCCCAUCCAGCCUUCCCUCCCGUUCCCAGCCUUAGUCAGUCCCAGUCCCAUCUCUUGCCAAGUACAUCAACUCCACCAUGACUUCAUCCACAGAGUUGAAUGCAGACUCAAGUUUUUGAAAUGAACUUCGGGAACUCCUUCGAGCCACUAUGCGUCAAUACUUCAACGAUUGAAAUACCCUUACUUUGUACAGUGACUUCAGAAAGUCUCAGUCCCAUCGUCCUGCUGAUCCCUUGAGAUCUAUACCACUAGUUUCAGUACAAUACUGUAUAUCAGACUUGUUCUAUGCCAAUAAAUCAGAUAUCUAUAUCAUACAGUA